AAAUACAAAGCCAUUCUGCAAUAAAUAAAAGAGAAAGCCUGAAAAUACCAACUAUUGAUAAAAAUUCAAAGACAACUGCUAUUAAUGAAAACCCCAGAGGAACUAUUAUUAACAAAAAAUGUAAAACAUGCAAGGAACCAUCUUGA
Cetraspora pellucida is the source of this 146-nucleotide messenger RNA. NCBI's taxonomy places the organism in Eukaryota, Fungi, Glomeromycota, Glomeromycetes, Diversisporales, Gigasporaceae. The record is from the annotation of a GenBank genome assembly.